UGCUGCAGAAUUUAUUAUGGUAAUGAAUGUUAAUGAGGGGGGCGGGAUGCGACAAGUGAGUAAGUGACGUCACCCGCUGCCCGCAGAGAGUGAAACAAACAUGGCGACAGACUGGAGUGGACAGGGACACAUUAUAACUUUAAUCGUUUUUCUUUGGAGCGCCGUUGGUGGACGUACAGAGACAGCGAGUGUAAUCGGGACCCAAGUGUUGGGCAUGCGGCUGGAGAGGAGUGAUAAACCGGCCACGACAACAGAAGAUGGGGUCAUUCAGGUAACAGAAGAGAGCACUGUCCAGCUCAGGUUUUAUGGGGUGCAGUUCAACUCGGACUCCUCGUCAGAGAUAAGGUUCGUGGAACACGGGGAGGGUGAGGAUGAGAAAUAUUAUAACGGCGAUGCUAACAGGACUUGUACUGAUUUCACCAAAGAUUUCACCAUCAGUAGCUUCAUGAAUGUCAGCAGCAGAGGUACAUCAGGGAUGGUGAGCAUCAACAUCAAACCGCUCCGCAAGACCGAAAGCGAGAAAGAUUAUAGCCUCUGCGUGAGGGACGGUCCGGGGGACAAGUGGAUCCUGUUGGGGGACAACGAGGGCAGGGUUCGGGUGGUUGAGGAGAAGAAGGCAUUCUUGCCACUGUGGUGCGAGGUAAUCCUUGUCUCCACUCUGUUAGUACUGUCCGGUCUAUUCAGCGGGCUUAAUCUCGGACUAAUGGCUCUUGAUCCUAUGGAACUUCGUAUCGUCCAAAGUUGUGGUACCGAGAAAGAGAGAAGGGAUGCUCGCAAAAUCGAGCCUAUUCGCAGGAAAGGAAACUACCUGCUGUGUUCACUUUUGCUCGGCAAUGUGCUUGUCAACACCACCUUGACCAUUAUGUUGGACGAAUUGAUCGGUUCGGGACUUGGGGCAGUGGCCGCCUCCACUGUGGGUAUUGUAAUUUUCGGUGAGAUAGUUCCCCAGGCUCUCUGCUCCCGUCACGGUUUAGCAGUGGGGGCUAACACCAUACAGUUGACCAAAUUCUUUAUGUUUGCCACCUUCCCGUUAUCUUACCCCAUCAGUAGGCUCUUAGAUUGUGUCCUGGGCCAGGAGAUGGGAAAUGUGUACAACCGAGAGAAACUGGUGGAGAUGCUGAAAGUAACUGAGCCUUACAACGACCUGGUGAAAGAGGAGCUCAACAUGAUCCAGGGAGCAUUAGAGCUGAGGACCAAAACUGUGGAGGACGUGAUGACCCCUAUCGCCAACUGUUUCAUGAUCCACACGGACGCAAUCCUGGACUUCAACACUAUGUCGGACAUAAUGGAAAGUGGCUACACUCGCAUACCGGUGUAUGAGGACGAGCGCUCAAACAUUGUUGACAUUCUGUAUGUCAAGGAUUUGGCAUUUGUGGAUCCAGAUGACUGCACCACGCUCAAAACUGUCACCAAGUUCUACAACCACCCUGUCCACUUUGUCUUCCAUGACACUAAGUUGGACGCCAUGCUGGAGGAGUUCAAGAAAGGGAGGUCUCACCUGGCCAUCGUGCAGAAGGUAAACUGUGAGGGAGAGGGGGACCCCUUUUAUGAGGUGCUGGGCCUGGUCACUCUGGAGGACGUUAUUGAAGAGAUCAUCAAGUCAGAGAUCCUGGACGAGUCGGACCUCUACACUGACAACCGUAACAAGAAAAAGGUGCACCCUAACAAGAGCAAGCGGGACUACUCAGCCUUCAAAGACGAGAGUGAAUCUAAAGUGAAGAUCUCCCCUCAGCUGCUACUGGCCGCACACCGCUUCCUGGCCACAGAGGUGAACCUCUUCAGUCCACUCCAGAUCUCUGACAAGGUUCUGCUGCGGAUCCUCAAGCACCCCGACGUCAUCCAGGAGCUCAAGUUCAACGAGAGCGACAAGCGCGCGCCACAGAACUUCCUGUACCUACGCGGCAAGCCCGUUGACUACUUCAUCCUCGUCCUGCAGGGUCGCGUGGAGGUGGAAGCUGGACAUGAAAACAUGAAGUUUGAGACGGGUCCCUUCUCCUACUAUGGAGUCAUGGCCCUUACCAGCCCCUCACUAGCGGUGACCCCCCCGCUCUCUCCUUCGGGGGUGGCACCUCGGCCGCGUCGCCUCUCUCUUAAGCGCUUCUCUCUGUUCACGCGCUUCCCAGAGUUCCGCAGCCCAUCCCAUCUGAGUGGUCUGAACCGCUCGGCGUCUCUGAGCUGCACGGAGCGAGUGGAUUCCAUGUCGGUCAGUGGCAGCAACACGCAGCUCAACAACGCCCCCUGCCCGCAGUACACCCCCGACUUCAGUGUCCGCAUCCUCAGCGACGUGCAGCUCGUCAAGGUGACCCGCGCCCAGUACCAGAACGGCCUGCUGGCGUCCAGGCUGGACAGCACCCCUCAGUCCCCAGAGAGCACCCAUGCUCUGCGGUCGCUGGACUACCCACACCCCCCGCAAACACCCCUGCCACCCCCAACCCCACCUGCCUCCAAGAUCACCUUCAACAGCUCCCCCUCCUCCACCGCUGCCAAGACCAGCAGCGCCUCCACGGCUAGCAUCAAGACCAGCACCGCCUCCACGGCAACCAUCAAGACCAUCAGCUCCGCUGCUGCCGCCCCGACGACCACCAACAGCAAACCCAGCAACCCCAGCACCGUCAUCACCAUGACGACGGGGACCGGAGCUGGGAGCCGUGGUUCCAUAGGUCGUCGUGGCGACAGCCUGGACGAGGCGAGCACGCUGCUGAACAGCAGUCAGCAGGCCCAGAACCAGAACUCCAACCAGAACUCCAACCAGAACUGCAUGGCCGGACGGCGCCACAGCCACGGACCGAGCAGCACGCAGGCGACACACUCUCCGCAGCUGCCUCACCCACUCUGCCACCUUCUCACACACGCACACACCGAGAGCACCAUCUGACACAGGCCACACGGGGUGGGAAGGAGGAUCCAAAGAUAACCAACAUACACACACGCACACACACAUAUACCCUUUGUAUUUAUGUUCUACAGUGGCACAUAGUCUUAGAAACAUACUAACAAACACAUAAACGUACACACACACACACACACACACACACACAUACACACAAUCAAAUGGAAACAUGCAUCCUCCCCCAUCUCAUCCUAUAGCCACUAGGUGGAGCUAGAGUACAUGACAUGAUGUUUGUAAACACUGAGUAGAUUUGGUGGACACUUGCGUAUCUGAAGACUGACACACAUAUGCAGUUAGUGGGCACUACAUAGAGAGAGUGUACACAAGAUGGAGACAACCUACUACUGAAGUUUCAACUGGAAUUGCAUCCCAUUUCUGAAGAGGACACUGUGUUGCGCCCCCCCCCCCCCCCUUCUUCUUCUCAUUUUCCUCUUCAGCCUCUUUCAGUCUCUCUUUCAUACCUCCCUCACUCUUUUCUAUGUCUGUGUCCUGCGGAGAUGACAGCUGGAGCUGGACUAGAAAUAUAGUUGUGUGUGUGUGUGGCUGCAGGUCCAGCCAAGAGGGGGCGCUGUGGAGCCCAGCCUCACGCCCAAGGAAUGAUCAUUUCACUGGAAUGGCCUGUUUGAGAAAUGGCCUCGUAGCUGACCCAGAUGGUGCACACUGGGUUGGCUAUACACACUGUAUAUAUAUAUAUAUAUAUAUAUAUACCUCUUAUUUUCCCAACGGUCAGGUAAAUGUGUGUGUGUGUGUGUGUGUGUGUGUGGCAUGCAGAAAACAUGUAAAACACUGUACCCAUGUGGAAGUAGAGAUUCAUAUAUUUUAAGUUCUUAUGCACUUUGAUGAACCUCAAUUUCAUGGGCCACUCACACGUCUUGUGUGUUCUCUAAACAGGCGAGGGGGUUUAAAAUGUGUGACCCCUACUAGCUGACAGGAGUGGGGGAUUUUGACCACUCAAAAGAGUCUGCACAAAAACAAAAUCCAAGUCUCCGAGAGUCUAAAUUGAAUUGUCCAUUGCUUUAUGAAGUAUGUAUUUCCCCGUAAUUAUUUUCUCCUUCCAAAGUGGGUGACGGGCGUAUGUGUAAUGUAAUAUAAGGAAAUCUGAGACAUCAUUUGAAAUGGUGCUCUGAUGGACUGUACAUUAGUGUGUUUGACCUCACUGGAUGAGCCUUACUUCCUGGUUCCAUGCCCCAGGAAGUGAUUUAGGAGGUGAAAGGUCAUGCAGCUGUUGCUGCUCUUUGGCUUCAAAUACCAACUUGUAUGCUACAGAUUUGAAGUAUAAUUUAUUCAAGGAUACCUACAAAAUAUUUAUUUAGAGUUACAAUAUAUUUAUUUUGCCUAAAUUAAUUUGUACAUAAGUGAUUUUAUUUGUUGGGCAUCCUUUCAGUAUGUUUUAUAAUUCUACGUUUUACUGUUACUUUAACUGUUUGACAUCAUUUCCAUUCGGGUUUUUUGUUUGUUUGUGUUUGAGUGUUCAGUUGAGACUGAGGGAAGGGUCACUGGAUAACAACCUCUUCUGCAGUCACUAUACCAAGACCAAUCUAAUCCAUUGUCCAAAUCUACCUGUAGCAGAACUCUGACAAAGCACUACCUUCUUUACUGAUCUCUCUAGAAGUGUGUGUGUGUGUGUGUGUGAGUGUUUGCUUAUUUGUUUAUUUAUUUUAUUUAUUUUUGACUGACAACUCUCUGAGAAAAACACGCCAUCCGUGUUUUGCGGCCUCCCUCCGAGAGGAACACGGAUGGCCGUGUGGGAGAGAACAUUCCAGAACUGGUCAACAACUGUGGCUUUGGUGGUGCGCGCUGUGACACACAAACUUCACUGUGAACAGAAAAAAAAAAAAAAAAAAAAAAAAAAAAAAGAACUCUGAGACUACUACCACUGUCCGCUACUGUCCCAGAUCUCCUCAGCGCUCUACGUGAUCACCUCAGCUGCCCCGUCGUUACCCUUUUUACGUGCUCCACAGGUCUGGCCGGGUCCUCUCAGCAGCGGCAACGGCACAGCGGACCUGGAUUUAAAUAGAGGUUCCCUCACAAGGGAGGUCAGGCUUCCUUUAAGUACAUGUAGCAUAGAGACCUUUGCCUGCCUGGCCAUGUUGAACGUCCCUUCAGCAUGAUAGUCGGCCAGUCCUCUCCACUGACAUACCUGAGGAAAUCUAUGGUUAUUAUAUUUAGGCACCGUCAUACACUUGUUCUCAGUCCUUCAGUUUUAUUUUUGUAGCAAAUCAUCUCAAGUGUUCUGUUCAAAUUGUAUGUUUAAAUAAGCUAAGUAGUGUUGUGCAUGCCUGGUUGUUUGGGAUCGUUCCCAUGUAAAAAAAAAGUUCUUCCAUUCAUAAUUGUUCAAGAGUUUAAAAAAAUUCAGCCAAUGGAAUAUACUUUUGCAAGGCAUACAAUGUUGUUUUUUUUUAUUAUUAUUAUUUUAUGUCACUAUUGACUUAUUUAUUUGUCUUUGUAGCAUUUUAAAUGGUCAAUUAGUGGAAUUUGGUUCUAGAGAUGUUCUAGAAGGUUGUUGUUGCCUUUCCAAGGGCUCUGUAAAAGAGAAGCAAUAUAGAAAGUUGGAUGUUUUUCUGAAUAAGUUGUACCGAAUAGACUCACACAAUGCCGCUAGUCGUGUCUUUCCCUUCAGAGUUCACUUUGUUUUGGUCAGCAAACCUGGGGGCCAGCACAUUGGGAAGGAUCAGUGACAUUUUCCGCUGAAAAUGUUGAGCUUGUGUUAACAUGACCAAAGUUACAGAAACACUGCGUUUGAAUCAGUAACCACAUGGAAAUGGUUAGUCAGACCACGUUGGCCAAAGGCUUUUGCACUUUAUUUUUGUUCCCCACAAUUCAAAUAGUUCCAAUCUCCUCCCCCAGGGAAACCUGUGCAUGCAUACCCACCCCCCUCGGUCCCCUACCCUCUCCUCGCGAGGGGGGGGGGGGGGGGGGGGGGGGUUACUCUUACUCUGAUCUGAAUUAAUGAAAUUCUUCUCGGCUGCUGGACGGCGGUCCACCUCCGGUCCAAAUUUGGUAAUAAGCAGCUUAGAGAUCUUCCAAAACCUUUUGACCCUUUCAGCUUGAGUUAGGCAGAGCCCCCCCCCCCCCCGAGACUGAAACGGCAGGGAGGUGGGGAGAGAAGGGUUUCAAAACUCAGCAGGCGAUGGGGCCUUUUUUUCCACUGGCCCAGAAUUUGGCCAGUUAAUGUUUUUCAGGCCAGUUAAUGUUUUUCAGGCCAGUUAUCUUGAGUCUUCAUCUACAGAGCAGUGAUGGUGAACCGGAGGGCACUAGACCAUAUCGUCGUUCCUGGACUCCAUGCUCCUGCUUCUCAACCACAGCAUUCUAGUCUUCCAUUGACUCUCAUCUGUGGUUUGAAGCAGGGAUUACAAACAAACACAUCCACACCGUUUGUUAUUGACUGGGAAAAACAUGGGGUGAACCACAAUGACAAAGUUUUAUCUGUCUAUUGUAAGGACUGAUGCAAUAUUCAAAAACAUGUUCUUUUCUCCAGGUUUUUGUUUUAUUUAUUGUUUUUGUCUUUUGUUUUUAGGUAUGGACCAUUUCCUUAAUGGUGGAUUUGAAGUGUUUGGUUGUUAGAGUAUGAGAAUCACUGUGUUGAUGUAUUGCAAGCAGCAAUAUUGAGUUUUCCUUGUUCUAGUAACUGUUAAGGAUGUUUCGGCAAGCACAUGUACUGUAGGUGUACAAGUGUUCAACUGAAAGGAAAGUGUACAUACUGUUUUUUAUUUAUAUAUAUCCUUUAUAUAUAUAUAAAUAAAUAAA
Alosa sapidissima (American shad) is the source of this 6637-nucleotide messenger RNA. Its product is annotated as metal transporter CNNM4. Gene Ontology annotation, biological process: magnesium ion homeostasis; magnesium ion transport. The transcript has 8 exons. The record is from RefSeq and is a predicted model, not a curated record. Gene Ontology annotation, cellular component: plasma membrane. Gene Ontology annotation, molecular function: magnesium ion transmembrane transporter activity; sodium ion transmembrane transporter activity. Bases 101 to 2875 code for a protein of 924 amino acids. NCBI's taxonomy places the organism in Eukaryota, Metazoa, Chordata, Actinopteri, Clupeiformes, Clupeidae.